Messenger RNA from Hipposideros armiger (great roundleaf bat), 5647 nucleotides. It is a transcript of the gene NTNG1, whose product is annotated as netrin G1. NCBI's taxonomy places the organism in Eukaryota, Metazoa, Chordata, Mammalia, Chiroptera, Hipposideridae. The coding region runs from base 1400 to 3025 and encodes 541 amino acids. The transcript is spliced from 8 exons. The record is from RefSeq and is a predicted model, not a curated record. Gene Ontology annotation, biological process: tissue development; axonogenesis; animal organ morphogenesis.
UGCCAGUUGCAGAAGAAGAUCUGCUUUUAAGUGAAACGUACAUGCCACCCCUCCGAGGGCUGCGGCUUCCCCGGGCUUGCUUCUUUCACGCUCGCUUCGCCAGCCCGCGCGCUCACUCUUUCAUUUGCACGCGCCCCUAAGUUUGCCCAGAGCUCGCGGUCCGCUCGGAGCAGGGUCCGGCCGGGCGCCGCGGGCGGGGGCGGGAGCCGAGGCACCGCAAUCCGGAAGCAUCGUGGGCCAUGUAUAUUUCAUCAAACGGACUUUGGGUGCGUCGCGUCUCGCAGCCAUCUCCGCGAUGUGCAGUGACAUUUCUGACUUGAGUGGAGGAAUGCGCGAAGGAAGCCCGGGCGAAAUUGGUACUAGAGGAUUCUUCUUGGCGCCAAUGCUAAUUGUCCUGAUUUAUGUCCCUUCUGACUAAGCUCAACGUCUUCAUCUAAAAUAAAAUGAAAGCUGUGCCAAGCGGGGUAGAACCGCCGGGCCGCUGGUUCUGAUCCCCGGGAAUCAGGAAAUCGUCCUGCAGUUUAACAGAUUAAAAAAAAAAAAAGAUAGAGAAAAAAAAUAGAAAUAGGAAAAAAAAAAUCCCUCCGUAAAAGUUUAAGGCGAGAAGUGGCAGAGGCAGUGGCGCGACGAGGCGCGGAGGGAAGCCGGCAAGCGGGGACUGGGCUGGCCAGACCUCCCGAAGGCUGCGAUUCCAUUAUUAAUAUCACUAGAUUUUUGGAGGGAGAGGCACCUUUCUCAUCCUCGCUUCCUCUCCGCCCACCCUGCUCCCUCCCCCUCAUCUACCUGUCAAAGUCACUGAUCUUUUGCAUUUCGAAAGAGGACGUCCGCGGGAAGGAAUUUCCCCUCUCGGUGAGGGUUCCGAGAGGGGGCGACGCGCGGGAGGCUCCCCCCGCCCAGGAGCCCAAGGCGAAGGGUGCUGGUGCCGGAAGAGAAGAAUGAUUGAUGGGAAACAGACACCAGGCUGGAGACACUCAUCCUUUUGUUUCGGAUGCUAUUAUCUGAGUGCGUGUGAGCUGUGAGCAUCGGGGAUCUCCCAGGGUUGUCGGAUAUACAAGAGAGCCACCACUUUUGGCAAUCGGACAUCUUUUACAAAAACCAUACUGGACCCAAGCCUAGGAGAUACGUUCUAAGACAAUGAAAAACCUGCAUGUUGCUGUUCACGCCUAACGCACAAUUAUGUUAGCCUUCCACCAAAGUCAAAUAUCUUGAACACGCACAAUAUCUCAACCCUUCCCUCUUAGUUUGUUUUGGAAUCUACUUGGAGGUCUCAUCUUUUUGUUCGUUUGUUUAAUAUACAGACCUACCUACUUGCAGACAUAGAUGUAUAUGUAAAAUAGACAGAGACCACAGAUACGCAAACCCUGCUUUAGUUAACACGAAGACUGCCAAGAAUUUAGAGAUGUAUUUGCCCAGAUUCCUGUCCAUUCACGCCCUUUGGGUUACAGUGUCCUCAGUGAUGCAGCCCUACCCUCUGGUGUGGGGACAUUAUGAUGUGUGUAAGACUCAGAUUUACACAGAAGAAGGGAAAGUUUGGGAUUACAUGGCCUGUCAGCCGGAAUCCACGGACAUGACAAAGUAUUUGAAAGUGAAGCUGGAUCCUCCAAACAUUACCUGUGGAGACCCUCCUGAGACAUUCUGUGCAAUGGGCAACCCCUACAUGUGCAAUAAUGAGUGUGAUGCAAGUACCCCCGAGUUGGCACAUCCCCCGGAACUGAUGUUCGAUUUUGAAGGAAGACAUCCCUCCACGUUUUGGCAGUCUGCUACUUGGAAGGACUUCCCCAAGCCUCUCCAUGUUAACAUCACUCUGUCUUGGAGCAAAACCAUUGAGCUCACAGACAACAUAGUGAUCACCUUUGAAUCGGGGCGUCCUGACCAAAUGAUCCUGGAGAAAUCUCUUGACUAUGGACGCACAUGGCAGCCCUAUCAGUAUUAUGCCACAGACUGCUUGGAUGCUUUUCACAUGGACCCUAAAUCUGUGAGGGAUUUAUCACAGCAUACGGUCUUAGAAAUCAUUUGCACUGAAGAGUACUCCACGGGGUAUAUGACAAAUAGCAGAAUAAUCCACUUUGAAAUCAAAGACAGGUUCGCGUUUUUUGCUGGACCAUGGCUACGCAAUAUGGCUUCCCUCUACGGACAGCUGGAUACAACCAAGAAACUCAGAGAUUUCUUUACAGUCACAGACCUGAGGCUAAGGCUUUUGAGACCAGCCGUUGGGGAACUAUUUGUAGAUGAGCUACACUUGGCACGUUACUUUUAUGCGAUCUCAGACAUAAAAGUGCACGGAAGGUGCAAAUGUAAUCUCCAUGCCACUGUGUGUGUGUAUGACGACAGCAAAUUGACCUGUGAAUGUGAGCACAACACGACAGGUCCAGACUGUGGGAAAUGCAAGAAGAAUUAUCAGGGCCGACCUUGGAGCCCAGGCUCGUAUCUGCCCAUCCCCAAAGGCACUGCAAAUACCUGUAUCCCCAGUAUUUCCAGUAUUGGUAAUUGUGAAUGCUUCGGCCACUCCAAUCGAUGCAGUUAUAUCGAUCUGCUAAAUACAGUCAUUUGCGUGAGCUGUAAACACAACACUAGAGGGCAGCACUGUGAGUUAUGCAGGCUGGGCUACUUCAGAAAUGCUUCUGCACAGCUGGACGAUGAGAAUGUGUGCAUAGAGUGUUAUUGUAACCCUUUGGGCUCAGUCCAUGAUCGUUGUAAUGGCUCAGGAUUUUGUGAGUGUAAGACUGGAACGACAGGGCCUAAGUGUGAUGAGUGUCUGCCGGGAAAUUCCUGGCACUACGGCUGUCAACCGAAUGUCUGCGACAACGAGCUCCAGCACUGCCAGAACGGAGGGACGUGUCACAACAACGUGCGUUGCCUGUGCCCGGCCGCUUACACGGGCAUCCUGUGCGAGAAGCUGCGAUGCGAGGAGGCCGGCAGCUGCAGCUCCGACUCCGGCCAGGGCUCGUCCCCGCAUGGCCGCCCGACGCUGCUGCUGCUGCUGCUGACCGCUGUGCUGGUGACAGCCGGCCCCCUGGUGUUCUAGGAGGCGCGCCCAACCCCCAGACGGGCCUGUGCAGUGGGGAAGCAAACACAACCCAAGCAUUUGCUACUAACUAACAUAGGAAACACACACGCAGACACCCCCACGCAAACACAGUGUACUAACUAAGAAGGUCUGACUGAACUAAGCCAUAUUUAUCAGCCGUGGACAGCAUAGCCGAGUCAAGACUGUUAAUUUCUGACUCCAGAGGAGUUGGCAGCUGUUGAUAUUAUCACUGCAGAUCACAUGGCCAGCUGCAGAGCUCAUUGCCGAUUGGAAAGGCUGGGACAGCCCCCCAAACAGGAAAGACAAAAACCAAACACACAAAAAAUAACAAAUCAACCAACCUAACAAUAUUUGCUACUAUCACGUGGUGCGCCCCAGUACCACUUGGCCCAGUGCCGUGGACCAACCAAAUAGGAGUGUUCUUUGCUGGCAGUGCAUUGUGGGUAUAAGGACACCAGUUACAAGCUGCCAUAUUGGCCUGCUUCAGUCCCUGAAUCCCUUCCAACCUGUGCUUUAGUGAACGUUGCUCUGUAACCCUUGUUGGUUGAAAGGUUUCUUUGUCUGAUGUUAGUAAUGCACAUGUGUAACAGCCCCCUCCAGAAGCUCAAGCCAGUCAUAGCCUGUAUAUCUUUGCAGCACUGAGGCAUUCCAGUGCGAGCACACAUCCACUGUCCAAGAGUGGCGCUAGGUAAAAAGAAAGUGUAUCUAUCCUUUUGUAUUCAAAUGAAGUUAUUUUUCUUGAAAUACUGUAAUAUGUAGAUUUUUUGUAAUCUUGCCAAUUUGUGUUACCAGACAAUCUGUUCAUGUAUCUAAUUCGAAUCAGCAAAGACUGACAUUUUACUUUGUCCUCUUUCGUUCUGUUUUGUUUCAUUGUGCAGAGAUUUCUCUGUAAGGGCAACGAACGUGCUGGCAUCAAAGAAUAUCAGUUUACAUAUAUAACAAGUGUAAUAAGAUUCCACCAAAGGACAUUCUAAGUAUUUUCUUGUUGCUUUAACACUGGAAGAUUUAAAGAAUAAAAAUUCCUGCAUAAAUGAUUUCAGGAAUUUGUAUUGCAAUUUCUUAAGAUGAAAGGAGCAGCCACCAAGCAGUUUCACACUCACUUUACUGAUUUCUAUGUGGACUGAAUACAUUCAGCUGACGAAUUUAGUACCCAGGAAGAUGGAAUGAUGUUCACUAGCUUGGACAACUUCUGCAAAAUAUGAGACUAUUUCCACUUGGGAAAAUUAUAACAGAAAAAAAAAAAUCUAAGUGAUUGCCAAGAUUAUGCCAAAGCCUGUUGGCAGAGUAUUAAGAGACUUUUAUUUUUAAGUCAUGCUAUUUUCACAGAUUGAUAUGAUCAUGUGACUCUAGGGAUGGUGAUCUAUGUAUCUUUCCAAAUACAGUGUUUACAUGGAGUAUCAUAAGAGGCAGUAUAUGAUGGGGAACUAAGGAAGUGGCAGGGACAAUGAGUAUUAGCAAUUUGACUUUGAAUAUAUUUAGACUGAGUAUUUAGACGAAAUAUCAAAUACACAGCAGCAAGCAGACAUAACUGCUGUUCCUGAGAAUAAAGUUUGUUUUAAGUACCGCCCAAGGUGUAAUAAAUUCUUGUUUCUGCCUUUUAUUAGGCCAAUUACUGUGCAAGGCAGCACGGGGAGGAGGGUGGAGGGAGAACCAUUGCAAAGCUUCAAGGCGGCUGAAACAGUGUGUGUUCCCUUCCCAGCACACUGCUGUCCUACAGGUUACAAAUGUGUCAGCAGCAGCACCUCCUGGAAUCAAAACCAAUUAUCAGCCCAAGCCAGAGUCUUAAGGACAAUGAAGUCCUACAGGACUUGGUAGAGCAAUAACCUAUGAUAGUGUUAGGUCGGAAGGCUACUGCCGGGCUGAAUCCUUCACCCUGUCGCCACUCCCUGCUGAAACAGGCACUGGAAAAUGUCCUCCGAUAAAUAACCUGGCUAAAAACUAGAUGAAGGAACAGCUUGUCUUAUUGGUUUUAUUCCCAGAAAAAGCCAAUUCAAAGCAGGCAAUAAAAGGUAAACAAGUAGUAAUGCCUGUGCUGCCUGCCACCCCAUGUCUAAGUCAAUUGAAUGUUUGUUAUUCAAAUCGUCUCUUUUGAUGUAAGAAAUAAGAAAAGAUGGGAAGAAAUUAGAGCCCUCGCUCCGUGCCAGACUAGCCAACCAGAAAUCGGAGAUUUACAUUUGAAGUAUAAACAGCAAAUUAUAUUUCAGGCUCACCAAAGAAGACCCAUGAAAAUGCCAAUACCAUACAGAGUUUGAGAUUACUUAUAAUGAGGUGGAUUUCUAAUAUUAAAAUUGGAAUUUAAGUUGUCUUAUAGUUUAUUAGCAUAAACCAAAGGCAGACCGUGUGAUUUCUAGCCACGAGGCACUUUAUCAUCAUCCACUCCUGGCUUUGUCACAAUGCUCAGGAAUCAGACUGCACAUCUCAAUACGUGGGAUUCUGAAAGCGCAUUCUAAAAUUUAAUGAAGGCCUGAUGGAAAUCAGUUCACCUGCAUUUUAUCUUUAUGGAGCUAUAAGAAUCUAAAUUGAUGAGGGAUAUCUUGCGUUCAGUGUAUUUAGAGAUAGUUUUCUGAAUUUCCUGAGGUGAUGUGAUCUGCUUUUAAUAAAAACUCACUUUUAGGCAUA